Myzus persicae (green peach aphid) is the source of this 622-nucleotide messenger RNA. Its product is annotated as ribosomal protein 63, mitochondrial. The coding region runs from base 162 to 482 and encodes 106 amino acids. The record is from RefSeq and is a predicted model, not a curated record. Gene Ontology annotation, cellular component: mitochondrial ribosome. Lineage: Eukaryota; Metazoa; Arthropoda; Insecta; Hemiptera; Aphididae. Gene Ontology annotation, molecular function: structural constituent of ribosome. Gene Ontology annotation, biological process: mitochondrial translation. The transcript is spliced from 3 exons.
CUGUGUGGUUAUUUAGUUUUCUAUGGAUUGAAAACGGAAAAGUGAAGUGAAUAGUUAUACUUUAAUAAUCUUGCGACGUACGAAUUUAGUCGCUAACUUGCAGUUUAUAUUAAUAGUAUAUUUUUUCUUUUUUACGUUUAAAGUUUACGCAAUAAUUCAAUAUGAGAUUAACGGAAGCGCUCUGGUCCAAGCUACCUAGGGGUCAUAUUUUCAAAGGUAAACAUCGUCUGGUCAAACCAGUUACUGGAUUAGAUAUACAUAAAAAACUUAGAGAUUUUCAACGAGAAGAACAAAACAUGUUUUACCUCAGGCAUUCAUAUUUGACCAGGGAAGAGUCAUUUGGUCAUUCGAAAGAACAAGGUCGCUUUGAAAAAUGGAUGAGGAAAUGGAAAGUGUUACAAGCAGAAAAAUUUGGAAAACACAAGCCAAUUGAAAAUCACUUAAGUCAUCUUAGGUCAUCUGAUGGAUGGGAAAGUUACUAAGAGCUUCAACAGCAAAUAAUAUGUAACAAUUAGAUUCUUAAUAACAUAGGUUGUUUGUUUACUUUAACGUCUGUGAAUGUAUGAAGGAUAAUAAAAUGUAAAAUAAAUUAAUGUGAUAAUAAACAUUUAAAUACAUAAUA